Molecule: messenger RNA, 5014 nt
Organism: Darwinula stevensoni
Lineage: Eukaryota; Metazoa; Arthropoda; Ostracoda; Podocopida; Darwinulidae
Source: the annotation of a GenBank genome assembly
UUUCAGGAUACCAUUUGAGCCUUGGGAAUGCUUUGCAGGCAUGACCUAGGUCUACAUGGUUGAAUAGUUUCCUUCUCAGGUUGUAUCAAUUUAAUGUUCAAAUGAUAUGGAUGAGAAAUUCCUUGAUAUCAACUUGGCCUCAGCAGAAGAGCUUGCAACUCUCAAAGGAGUAGGCUUACUACGAGCCAAAGCCAUUGUUGAAACAAGGACUUGUCUUGGUGGGUUUACAUCUGUGGAUGACUUGAAUCUGGUGGCUGGUGUUGGUGGGAAUGUGAUUCAACAAAAUAGGCAUGCAUUGGUAUGCAGUGUCCCUGGCCCAUCAUCUGAUGCUCAACCACCCUUCGUAGGAUCCUCCAGGAAACGAGAUGGAAGAAAGCCCCAAGGUGAAAAGAAGGGGAGUACUCCAGUUCCUAACAGGAGAAAGGGAGAACAUGGGAGUUCCUCCAAGUCUUCCACACCACCACAAGAACGUCGCUCAUCCCGGGCCUCAUCCAGAUCAUCCAAGAAGGCUGGUCAAGAUGAGGAUGAUGAUGUUGGCAGUCCUAUAAUGUCUUCCUUGGAGACCCCUGCUGACAGCAAGAUCUGCAUCUGGGAUGCAAAUAAUGAAAGAAUCGACAAUGUGAUGGGUAUGCAGGAUUCAGAGUAUGCGGAUAACUGUGAUAGCUUGAGUCUGCUGUGUGAUGCAGCAGAUCAGUGCUCCAGGGAUUUGUCUGCUCCUGGUUCUGACUCCCAUCGGACAAUGAGUGGCUCUGAAGAUGCAUCUGAUGCUUGGUCUGAUGACAUUGAAGACACUCCUAGUGCUGAAGAAAUAUCUGGCAAGAUGAGGAAAUUGAACUCUGGCGAGAAGUUGUUUGAGUUGAGUCACUUCUGGCUUAUACCUUGGAUCAUUGCUGUCAUUUCCUCAUGCAUUACUUACAUUAUAAUUAAUAGGGAUGGAGGGGACUCAGUGGCUGAGAAAUCUUCAGAGGAUCACAAAGAGCCUGUGAUCAAGCAGCUAUCUCCUGAUAUCAAAGUUCCAGAUGGUCUUGAUGCAUGGCUUGCUACUUUCAAGAAGUGGACUCACAGUGAGCGGAUAGCAGCUGUGGAUGAUCUCAUUGAUAUUUGUGAAUUACCUCAGGUUCGGCAUAUGAUGGAAAUCAUUGAGCCGCAAUUCCAGCGUGACUUCAUAUCUCUCCUUCCAAAAGAGCUUUCCUUGUAUGUGCUAUCCUUCUUGGAGCCCAAAGACCUUCUGGUAGCAGCUCAGGUUUGCAAGUCAUGGCAAACGUUAACAGAAGAUAACCUCCUCUGGAGGGAAAAAUGCCAAGAAGCUGGAAUUGAAUACUCACGGGAUUUCCCUGGUGGGCGACGAAAGACUGCUUCGUCAGCUUCAUCUCACUGGAAGGUGGCUUUCAUGCGACAGCACAACAUUGAAUUGAACUGGCGCUCCAGGCCAAUCCGACCUCCCAAAGUGCUCAAAGGCCAUGAUGACCACGUGAUAACUUGUCUUCAAUUUUCCGGCAACCGUAUCGUCAGCGGGUCUGACGACAACACCUUGAAAGUCUGGUCUGCAGUAACAGGAAAGUGCCUCAGAACAUUGGUGGGGCACACAGGUGGGGUCUGGUCAUCUCAAAUGGCCAACAAUAUCAUUGUUAGUGGCAGCACAGAUCGAACUUUGAAAGUUUGGAAUGCUGACACUGGCCAAUGCAUUCACACUUUGUAUGGGCAUACUUCCACUGUGCGAUGCAUGAGCCUUAAUGGAAACAAGGUGGUGAGUGGCUCUCGUGAUGCUACUCUGCGAAUGUGGGACAUCUCCUCAGGACAUUGCCUACACGUACUUGUGGGUCAUGUGGCAGCUGUGCGUUGUGUCCAAUACAACGGGAAGCUAGUUGUUAGUGGUGCCUAUGACUACAUGGUCAAAGUGUGGAACCCAGAAAGAGAGGAGUGUAUCCACACACUCCAAGGUCACACAAAUCGGGUUUACUCUCUUCAGUUUGAUGGAAUCCAUGUGGUGAGUGGCUCCCUUGACACAAGCAUUCGAGUCUGGGAUGUGGAAUCAGGCCAGUGCCGUCACACAUUGGUUGGUCAUCAAAGCCUAACAUCUGGCAUGGAAUUGAAAAACAAUACCUUAGUGUCAGGGAAUGCUGAUUCCACUGUCAAAGUGUGGGACAUCAUUACAGGCAACUGCCUCCAAACUCUUUCGGGUCCACAUAAGCACCAGUCAGCUGUGACAUGCCUACAGUUCAACAAGAACUUUGUGAUCACAUCAUCAGAUGAUGGGACUGUGAAACUUUGGGAUGUAAGGACAGGAGAAUUCAUUCGUGACCUCGUGGCACUUGAGUCUGGUGGAUCCGGCGGUGUCGUUUGGAGAAUCAAAGCAUCCAAUGUCAAACUUGUUUGUGCAGUGGGCAGCCGCAAUGGUACUGAAGAAACAAAGCUCUUUGUGCUUGAUUUUGAUGCCGAAGUGAAGUGACAAAGUGGCUGAGCCAGGAACCAUUAGGUGAGCUUUAACUUAAUUGUCUCCCUUGGGUCAUUUCUAAUUAUGACUCCGAGCAAAGUCCUUGAUGGCACUGUGCCAGCAGCUCUCAUGGCCCAAGAGGCAGACUUUUAUUAUCAUCUGGAUAUGUUGCUCGUUUCUUGCUCUCCUCAUUUUGCUUUCAUUGGGUUCAUUGGAUGAUCUAAUUUGUCAUACAGGGUCCCCAUUCUGUCGUGUAUUUACCUGUGCCAAAGUCCACAGAAGUUUUUUUCCUCCACCUUUGCCCCCUUAGCUUCUUUAUCCAGUGUUUUAAUUUUAAGAUUUCAUAUGCCUAUAACUUCCAAAAAUUGUUGGCAAUUUCAUUCAUGUGCUCCAUCCAAAUGAGUAUGAAUUAUCAAAACCUCUGCAAUGGAAAAUUGUCAUUCAUGUCUGUGGAGCACCCUAGUGACAGGGGCCAUUUCACCUGGAUAAUGAGUAAAGAAUAAUUUCCCAGGGAUGUAUAAGUACUCUUCAGAAUUUCAAUGUUCAACUUGAUAUCAGGAGAUGGAAGAUUUAUUGUUAACAACAAAAGAAAUUAAAUGAAAAAUUUAUGAAAUGAAAAAUGAAAAAAAAUUUAAGUUCACGCUAAUAGGAUAGAAGGAUAGAUAGCAGAUAUUUUAACUUCACUCGUAAGUUUGCAGUAUUUUUAACUAUUUUUAUUGUACAUGUGCCAGACCUUUACUUGCUUUGUUUUGAAUCAAAGUGAGUAAAGGUAUGGCAUAUUUUACUUAACUCACUUUGAAUAAAAAAUCAAAGCAAAUGAGGGUCUGGUAUAUUUACCAAAAUGGCAACCAGCAGGAAUUGCUGGUCAUUGGAUAUCAUUAGCAUAAAUCUGAAAAUUUUUGCCAAGCAUGAGGAGGAUAUUCCUAGUUACUUGAAUUGGGAGACAGUCCAGACCACUGUCAACCUUGACAGACAAGGUAUUGCUGCGUUUUUGCUCUUCCAAAUUCAACCAUUCAGGUCUUGAACUUUGAUGUGACCAAAGAACAUGUACACAAAGGCCACUGGAUGGCAUAUCAGCAAACAGUUAAAAGGUCAAAGUUUGAUGAGUUAUUCCCAGGUCAGAAAGGACAGAUGGGGCCCCAAGAGAGGUGACAUUUGAAUGAAAGUAACCCAUAUACAACCUGCUUCCAUGGUUAUGUUUAAAUUUAGCCUUUCAUCACUUGGUCAAACCACUCCUAUGAAACUUGGGUUGCUCCUUCCUCCAAAAGCAACAUUACAUACUCAUUUGUGAAAAAUUAAAGAAACUGUAUAAUACUGCAGAGCAUAUUGGCAAUCUUCAAGAUCAUUUUGCAUGCCCUGGGUAAUCAUUCUUAUACUUGUUGGGUGCAUUCAUUGGUGACUCAGGGACUUGACACAGACAAAGAAUGCAUUCUAUCAAGAAGAAAACUUGACCUGAGUCAUGCGAUUUGACCCAAUCUCAGAGAUCAAAUCAAUCAUGCUGAGUUGAAUCAAACAUUCAAACAAGCCACACCCAAGGUAAUGAGUUGCUCAAUUAGACUGUGUCACAACUGAAUGCACCUGUUGAGGUGAGGCAACUAUAACAUUCCAGGAUGUUAACCCCUGCUCCCCAAAAGAACAAUAUAAUUUAAUGGGUUCGCAUCACCGGUAGCAUUUCUGCUUUUGAAAAUAAUUAUUAGUGGAAUAAUUUUUAACCAUACCUCACAGGAAGCAAGUUUUCCUCUGUUUGAUAUGUGGUUACUUUCCAUGGGAUCUUUUCUUCCAGAUGUGCUCUUUGUGAUAUUUUUGAAAUCUUGAUCAUCUCUCAUAAAUUGUUCUGAGUGGAGUCUCAUCUCCUCCCCAUGACCUCUUUCAGUGUUAUGUUCUCAAGCACAUGUGACCAAGCACAUUCAUAUUUGGGAUGAUGAUUCUCAGUACCUUGCAUCAUAUGAUAAUGGGAUGUGGGGACUGCUGGAAAUAUUUCAUCAGAGUCCUUGGAUGUGGUGGAGUUACUAUAAUUCUGGAAUGUCUCCUUGGUAAAAGUGCAACACUUGAAACAAUACAACAGAUUGUUGUGAAUUUUUCCUGUUUCAGAUGACAGUUUCUCUUAUGUAAUGGGGCUCACUUCCAUCUUUUGUGAAUUGAAUGACCAUCUUUCUCACAUGUAUGUUCUGUCGAUCCCCUUUGUUUCUUGUGGUCCCUGUAUGUUAGCUCCUUUCACUCCUUGCCUCUGUCAUGUCUCCUUUGUAUGGUACCCUCGAGGCCACUAAUCACAGAGACAAUGAUAUUCACAAAACUUCUCGUAGGUUGAACAGUUCCAGAUGACACUGUUUUAGUUCUGAUGUGUCUAACCUUUUCCUCAUCGCUGGGUACAUAAUCAGCAGUUUUCAGUCCACAAUUGGAUUGUUUAGGACUAAGACCUCUCAUCUCAGCCACAAGACUGUCAUGUUUUCUUAAUGUGCAAGUCUGGUGAUUGAUGGUCUCGAGAAUUCUUUUCUACAAAGGCAUGGCCACUGGGUACUCAAGAAAUGUGAUUUCUUUUCCCCAUACUUUGCUUUAGCAAUAAAAAAAAAACUCAUUGGC